Messenger RNA from Coffea eugenioides, 1680 nucleotides. RefSeq lists its product as uncharacterized. The transcript has a single exon. The record is from RefSeq and is a predicted model, not a curated record. NCBI's taxonomy places the organism in Eukaryota, Viridiplantae, Streptophyta, Magnoliopsida, Gentianales, Rubiaceae. The coding region runs from base 1 to 1680 and encodes 559 amino acids. Gene Ontology annotation, molecular function: nucleic acid binding; RNA-DNA hybrid ribonuclease activity.
AUGAUCGUCAAAAGUCGAAUUGACCGACAGCUCGUUCCUGACCUGAGAGAAACCCUGAACAUUCUGUGGGAGAGCCGGAUGCGGCUGAACCCGAAGAAGUGCACCUUCGGGGUUGGGUCGGGAAGGUUCCUGGGGUUCUUGGUCUCCCGCGAGGGAAUCCGGGCCAACCCGGAUAAGCUCCAGGCCAUCGUGGAUAUGGCCCCUCCGAGGAACGUAAAGGAGGUCCAGCGGCUCACGGGGAGGAUGGCCGCGCUGAAUAGAUUCCUCUCGCGUUCCGCGGUGAGGGGGCUACCCUUCUUUCGAAUCUUGAAAGCGCCCAAGGACUUUCAAUGGAUUGAGGAGUGCCAGAAGGCCUUCACCGACCUGAAGGCAUAUUUGGCCGAGCUGCCCACUUUGACCGCUUCGGAGCAAGGGGAAACCCUGUUCCUAUACCUGUCCGCCUGCCGCGAGGCCGUUAGCGCGGUCCUGGUGCGGGAAGACAGGGGGGUCCAGAGGCCAAUAUAUUAUGGCAGCCGUGCUUUACAAGGACCGGAAACGCGGUACACACCGGCGGAGAAAUUGGUCAUUGCCCUGGUGCACGUCGCCCGGAAGCUCCGACCUUACUUCCAAACCCACAGCGUUGUUGUCAUGACUGAUCAGCCCUUACGACAGAUACUUACAAAGCCUGAGGUCUCAGGCCGAAUGACUAAAUGGGCCGUCAAACUGGCCGAGCAUGACAUUGGCUAUCGGCCUCGCACCGCAAUCAAAGCUCAGGCUCUGGCGAACUUCCUUGUUGAAGGGACCAGCUUGCCAAGCCCCUUGCCCGAAGAGGUACGGCCGGAGGAGCCGUGGGUACUGUUCGUGGACGGGGUCUCGAGCAAGGAAGGGAGCGGAGCCGGCCUACUUCUCACAUCGCCCAUCGGGGAAGAGCUGACCUACGCGCUCAGGUUUGACUUCCCGGCCUCCAACAAUGAGGCGGAGUACGAGGCCCUAUUGACUAGAUUGCGGAUAGCCCACCAGAUGGGCAUAACUGCGAUCAAGGUCCGGAGUGACUCCCAACUCAUGGUCCACCAAGUUCGCGGGGAGUACGAGGCCAAGGAGAACAUCAUGAAAAGAUACUUGGCUAAGGUACGAGAGGCGAUAACCCUGUUCGAUGUUUUCGAAAUCGAGCAGGUGCCAAGGUCACAGAACAAGCGCGCGGACGCUCUGUCAAAAUUGACGUUUUCCUCGUUUGCCCACCUGAAUAAGGAAGUUUUCGUGGAGGUAAUCAAGCAAAAAAGCAUCGACCCGGCCCCAGUCCUAGUUAUAAAUAGCUCGGCCUCUUGGAUGUCUCCCCUCGUAAACUUCCUCAAUUCGGGUAUCCUCCCCGAGGACAAGACCGAGGCCCGACGACUCCAGCUCAGGGCUACCAAGUACGCGUAUGCUGGGAGGACCCUCUAUAAGAGGUUGUACCUGUCUCCCUGGCUAAAGUGCGUAACCUCCGAGGAGGGCGACUAUGUCCUCAGAGAAGUUCACGAAGGCUUAUGCGCGGCGCAUGUGAGAUCUCGGGUGUUGGCCAAAAAAUACCUGCUCCUAGGCUACUAUUGGCCCUCAGUGUUCCGGGACGCCGCGGCACUAGUUCAGCAAUGCCGAGCUUGUCAGGUGUAUGCCCCGCUGCGUCACCAGCCAACUCAGGAGAUGGUCCCCAUCCACAGUCCUUGA